This is a messenger RNA of Cheilinus undulatus (humphead wrasse), 4367 nucleotides long. RefSeq lists its product as uncharacterized. The transcript has 4 exons. Lineage: Eukaryota; Metazoa; Chordata; Actinopteri; Labriformes; Labridae. The coding region runs from base 194 to 3844 and encodes 1216 amino acids. Gene Ontology annotation, molecular function: protein binding; GTP binding. The record is from RefSeq and is a predicted model, not a curated record.
CUUCCCCUCAGUACCACCCUAAAGAAAUGAAUAAACACUUAUGGGUGUUUCUCCCAGAGACUAUAUAAUGUGAGGAACUUCAUCACAGCUCCAGAGGAUUGCUGACAUUUCUACUGGUCAUCAUCUCUGGAAAAUCAUGUAAGAUAAGAAGCUUGAUGACAGCUUUAGAGGAUUGCACACGCUUCGACUAGCAAUGGACUCUAACAUGAAGAUGGAGGUUGCGGCUCUCGGUCGGCCUUUUAGCCUCGGGAUGUUGUAUGACUGCCGCAGUGACUCCCUCGUGCCUGGACUGACAUUAUGGGACCACAAUGACCUACAAAAUCAUAUUACAGAACGACCUCAGAAAUACAGUGAUUUUGAGAUAGUUGCCUCAGAAUCAAUUGAAGAUAAAGCUUCAGCACUUGAUGUUAAUGCAUCACUGAGGGCAAGUUUCUUGGGUGGACUUGUAGAAGUAAAUGGAUCAGCCAGAUACCUGACCAACAAUAAGACUUCUAAAAACCAAGCCCGAGUAACACUGAAGUACAAAGCAACUACAAAGGUCCAGGAACUGUCCAUGAAUCACCUUGGAAGAGGAAACAUGAAGCACCCUUAUGUUUUUGAGAAAGGACUAGCGACACACGUAGUCACAGCGAUCCUUUAUGGGGCACAGGCCUUCUUCGUCUUUGACCGUGAGGUUUCUCAAAAUGAAAAUCAACAAAACAUUGAGGGAAACUUGAAGUUGGCCAUAAAGAAAAUUCCUCUUCUUGCUAUAGAGGGUGAAGGUUCACUGAAAAUGGAGGAAAAUGACAAGGCAAAUGUUGAGAAAUUCUCCUGUAGUUUCAUUGGAGACCUUUCCCUUCAGAAAAUGCCCACAUCCUUUGAGGAUGCCAUACAGGUCUACCAAAGUCUGCCUUCUCUGCUGGGAGCCAAUGGAGAGAACGCAGUACCAAUGAAGGCGUGGCUGCUGCCACUGACAACUUUAGAUUCUUCUGCUGCUAAACUGGUUCGACAGAUUAGUGUUAGUUUGGUGCAAGAAUCACAGAGUGUCCUGGAGGACUUCACUGAGCUGGAAAUGAGGUGUAAUGAUGCUCUGAGAACCACCACGGCACAGCAGUUCCCACAGGUUGAAAAAAAGAUUAAAACAUUUAAGGUGAUGUGCUCUGAGUUCAAACUGGGGUUCCAACAAGCACUGGCAAAGAAACUUCCAUCAAUCCGAGGAGGAGGAGAAGAGGAGGCUGGGCUCGCAGAAAUCCUGAAGAAGAUACAUUCUUCUCCUUUUAACAGUGAAAACCUGACUGAGUGGAUGAAGUGUAAAAACAGAGAAAUAAUGCUUUUAAAACGUUUUACAAACAUGAUGAAAAACACGACGGUUGUUUCAGCCCAAAAUUUUGAUGAGGUAAUUUGUAGCUCAGACUACUGCGUCUGUUUUGUUUUCACCUCUUUGGGAGUCGAUGAACCGUUCCUCUCAGUUUUAUCAAACUACUUAAGACAAAAACCAGAAUCAGAAAACCCUGGAGAUCCUCGUACUUGUGAUGUAGAGAAAGAACAGUGGUACUCUGCUAAAGAAGUGUCAGAUUCAAUGAGGAAAAAAGCAAAGCUCUUCGGUGACUUUGCAGAGGCCAACAAGGAGAACGAGAACGUAAAGUUCCUGAUGGUUGGAAUGACAGAUCAGACACAGAAAGGUUCGACCAUCUACUUUUGUAAAGACGGCUUUACUGAUACGGAGGACUUUGAGCCACCGUCAAAGCCUGAACCAUUCACAGUUUGUGAUGUGAACCACAACAGUGUGACACUGAAGUUUGAUCCACCAAAGUCUGGAUCGGAGAUCAUCACCUCCUACUCUGUUGAGUACUGUAUCAGUGGAGAGGAAGGAUGGAAACCGCAGACAGUAGAGAAACCUGGACAAAUCACAGUGGCUGAUCUGAGUCCAAACACAGAGUACAUGUUCAGGUGCAGAGCAGUGACCGAUGUGGGUGUUGGACCAGCCAAUCAAAUCAAAAGUCCAAUUAAAACCUUACCAUGCAGCCCUCCAGGAAAACCACAAGUUCAGUCAAACUCAACUGAGAUGUCAGAUGUCAAACCUGCUGAGAUUGGAAGAGAUGUCCACAAUUCUGGCGACAUUGUGGAGUACGCCAAACCAGACAAAGAGGAGGAUCUCCAGUGCAGCCAAAAGCAAACAGGAGCUGAGGAGAUGAUCAUCUCAGAGCUUCAGCCAAAAACAGAAUAUGAUGUCAGGGUCAGAGGUGAUCGUGCUGCGGCUGGUAGAACAACAAAAAACAAGCCUGUCUCUGAACAACUCAAACAGCAAAGUAAAAGGAUUACCAAUGCCUCACCCUCAGUUUACAAACUGACUCUGAACUACCAAACUAUGAGUAUUAAAGGAUGUCGAAGGUUUAACUUGGGCAACAAAAGAAGAAGAAAGAAAAAUUGCACCAUAAUGGUUAUGGGAGCGACUGGAUCAGGAAAGUCCACUCUGAUCAAUGGAAUGAUCAACUACAUUGUUGGUGUGAACUGGAAGGACGAUUUCCGAUUUAAAAUUAUUGAAGAGGAUGAGUCCAGAUCACAGUCUGAGAGCCAGACCUCUGAGGUCACCGUGUACAAAGUCCAUCACCAGGAAGGCUUUAGAAUAAAACACUCUCUCACCAUUGUUGACACUCCAGGUUUUGGAGACACAAGAGGCAUAGAGAGAGACAGAGAGAUCACAGAAAUGCUGAGGAAUCUCUUCUCUCAAAGUUUUGGUGUCAGUGAAAUUCAUGCUGUGUGCUUUGUAGCUCAGUCCUCUUUAGCUCGACUCACAGCAACACAGAAAUACGUGUUUGACUCUGUCCUCUCGAUCUUUGGUAAAGACAUCGCAGAAAACCUCAGGGUUCUGGUGACAUUCGCUGACGGCCAGGUACCACCUGUUCUCAAAGCCAUCAAUGAUUCAGGAGUCCCAUGUCCAAAAACAGAAGAUGGACAGCCAGUUCACUUCAAAUUCAAUAACUCAGCUUUGUUUGCUGACAACACAUCAUCUGCAGACAGCAUGAACUUUGAUGAGAUGUUUUGGGACAUGGGGGCAGGAAGCAUGGAGAGAUUCUUUGAUGCUUUAGAUCUCAUUGAUCCUAAAAGCUUGACAAUGACAAAGGAGGUCCUCAGAGAAAGAAAACAGCUGGAGAAUUCAGUCGAAAAGUUGCAGGAGCAGGUCAAAAUUAGUUUGGCCAAACUGGAGGAGAUCAAAGAGACAGAAGCAAAACUGAAAGAGUUUGAGGCAGAGAUCAGGAGAAAUGAAAACUUUGAGAUUGAGGUCACUGUCACAAAGGCUUUCAAGGUUGAACAUACUCACAAGGGAAGAUUCCUCACCAACUGUCAGCAGUGUCAUUUCACCUGCCAUGAAAGAUGUGUAUAUGCAGAUGACAAAGACAAAAUCAAAUGUUGUGCAAUGGGGUCAGACGGCCGCUGCACUGUGUGUCCAGGUAAAUGUUCCUGGAAUUUGCAUUUUAAUCAGAAAUACAAAUGGGAGUACGUAGAGGUCAAAGAAAAACAAACCAUAGCAGAUCUGAAAAAGAAGUAUGACGUCGCUAAAAAAGACAAGUCACCCAUUGAAGCACUGUUUGGAAAACUGAAGCAUGGAUAUGACGCUGUGAAGACCACUGUGAAGGAUCUUAUCAAGAAUUCUGCUCAGUGUCUCAACAGACUGAAAGAGAUCGCACUGAAACCAGAUCCUCUCUCCGCUCCAGAGUACAUCGACAUGCUGAUUGAAGGAGAGAAAUCUGAGGCCAAACCAGGCUGGAAGCAACGAGUUCAGUCCCUGACCGAAAUGAGAGAACAAGCAGAGAUCAUGGCUAAGAUCAACAAAGGAGAGGCACCCCACAGUAGUCUAGUCUAAGGGUUUAGGUUUUGAUCAGGGUCCUGCAGACAACAGUACAGAUUAUAGAAGGACCUCAACCGACCACAGCGACUCUGGAACUGAUACCAACUGACAUCAACAUUCAGACAAAAUCAAGGACACCAUGGCGCCUAAGAAACUACUGACAGUGUCUGAUAGCACAAAGAUGAAGGACUGAUUCAGUCUGAAAACCAAUCACACAGUGAUUUACCAGAGCUGAUUCUUUACUCUGGGACCAAGAUUCAAAGUUUAAAAACUGAGGAUGUCACAAUUAAAAAUAUGUAUGCAUUAAAGGGUGGAUCUUUGGGGUUUCCUUUGUACAAUAAUUAUCUACAUGUUUCAUUUAGAAUGAAGGAAAACAGAUCAAACAUGCUCUGUUGAUCCUUAUGAUCCACUUUAAGCCAGCAUUUGUUUUUAAACUUACAGAUCAGCUAGUCUUCACUGUGCAGUGUCUUUAAACUAAACUUAAAAAUCUCAGCUUUUUCUUCCAUUUUGUGUUUUUUUCUUCUCUUCAAUUACAUUU